AGGGCACUGGGGGGCUGGGUUUGGGGACAAGGGACACUGGGGGGCUCCUUUGGGGGCACAGAGGGGCUGGGGGGGGUUGUGGGCAGGGGACAGGGGCACUGGGGGGUUCUGGGACCCCCCUGACCCCCCCUUUGUCCCCCCACAGGACUGUGAGGAGUGCAUCCGCCUGGAGCCCACCUUCAUCAAGGGCUACACGCGGAAGGCGGCGGCGCUCGAGGCCAUGCGCGAUUACACCAAGGCCAUGGAGGUUUAUCAGCGCGCCCUGGACCUCGACCCCUCCUGCAAGGAGGCGGCCAAGGGGCUGCGGGGCUGUGUCCGGGGGCAGCAGCAGCGCUGAGAGCCCC
Pyrgilauda ruficollis (rufous-necked snowfinch) is the source of this 344-nucleotide messenger RNA. RefSeq names its product stress induced phosphoprotein 1 (gene STIP1). NCBI's taxonomy places the organism in Eukaryota, Metazoa, Chordata, Aves, Passeriformes, Passeridae. Gene Ontology annotation, molecular function: Hsp90 protein binding. The annotation marks the transcript as partial. The record is from RefSeq and is a predicted model, not a curated record. The transcript has 3 exons.